This is a messenger RNA of Vicia villosa (hairy vetch), 1004 nucleotides long. RefSeq names its product late embryogenesis abundant protein D-34-like. NCBI's taxonomy places the organism in Eukaryota, Viridiplantae, Streptophyta, Magnoliopsida, Fabales, Fabaceae. The record is from RefSeq and is a predicted model, not a curated record. The coding region runs from base 69 to 872 and encodes 267 amino acids. The transcript has 3 exons.
AUCUACACCUCUAUAGUUUGCAAAUCAUACUUGACAUCACAAAACACACAACAAUUUGUUCCAAGAAAAUGAGUCAGGAGAAACCUCGAAAGGAAGAAGGAAUAAAAUACGAAGAUGUAUUCAACGUACAGGGAGACACCGGAAGAAAGACGGUGGCGCCGAAGGACGCGGCGAUGAUGCAGAAGGCCGAGACUCAAAUGCUCGGAAAAACCCAAAAGGGUGGCGCUGCUGCUACCAUGCAAUCGGCAGCAUCGAAAAAUGAAAGAGAUGGAGUUGUAGGGCACGAUGAUAUGAGUAAAGUUGCCGCCGACGGUGGUGUCAGUAUAACUGAGACAAAUGUUAAAGGGCGGCAUGUUAUCUCGGAGUCUAUCGGUGGCCAGGUGGUGGAACAAUUCAGUCAUCAAAAUCCAGCGUUGAAUACGAUGACGCCUGCUUCUCUUGUUGAAGAAAUGGGAGUUGGAGCUGCUGGUGGUGGUAGCACCGGCGGGAUAACCAUAGGGGAAGCACUCGAAGCCACUGUUUUGACAGCAGGAAAGAAACCCGUUGAAUGGAGCGACGCAGCCGCCAUUCAAGCAGCGGAAGUCCGAGCUACCGGACGCACAAACAUCGUCCCUGGUGGUGUUGCCGCGGCGGCGCAAUCAGCUGCAACUCUCAAUGCUCGAACAACAAAGGAUGAGAACAAAACCAAACUCGCUGAUGUUCUCACGGAUGCAACUUCGAAGUUACCGGCGGAUAGGCCAGCGACGAGGAGAGAUGCGGAAGGUGUGACGGGUGCAGAAAUGAGAAAUGAUCCGUCGCUAACAACUCAUCCUGGGGGAGUGUCUGCGUCGGUGGCAGCCGCAGCUAGACUUAACCAAAACAAUAUUAACUAGUUGUUGUUGCUACCUAACAAGUAACUAGCUAUGUAGUAGCUAACAUAUACAUAUAUGUAAAUUAAUGGAGUUAUGUUUUUCUUCAUAUGCUUUUGUUUACUUUCUUUAAAUUAAUGGAACUAUGUUUACAUA